Molecule: messenger RNA, 822 nt
Organism: Perognathus longimembris pacificus (Pacific pocket mouse)
Lineage: Eukaryota; Metazoa; Chordata; Mammalia; Rodentia; Heteromyidae
Gene: Cabp4
Product: calcium binding protein 4
Exons: 6
Coding region: 1-813 (270 amino acids)
Molecular function (GO): calcium ion binding
Source: RefSeq, a predicted model, not a curated record
AUGGCCACAGAGCCCAGCCCAGCCCAGGCCUCUGGACCCCCAAAGGACCCUAUGGGGGUUGUGCCCGCUGGGACUGGCUCUGAGGGUCCCCCCUUGGCCAGGACAAGGAGCAGGAGGAAGAGAGGGCUCCGACGGUCCCAGAAGGGCAGUUCUGGGGAGCAGAACCCUGCCCAGGGCUCUGAGACCCCAGGGAACAGCAAAACCCCCUCAAAAACCAGAGAGGGUCACGGGCCACCCCCAGUAUGUCCUGGACCGACUUCUCGUCGCCAGUCCCAUCGGCCUCGUCCUGACCCCCAACAGGAUGCGGCUCAGCAGACAUACGGGCCUCUGCUCAACCGAAUCUUCGGGAAGGACCGGGAGCUGGGCCCGGAGGAGCUGGAUGAGCUUCAGGCUGCCUUUGAGGAGUUUGACACCGACCAAGAUGGCUGCAUCAGCUACCGGGAGCUGGGCGACUGCAUGCGCACGCUGGGCUACAUGCCCACCGAGAUGGAGCUCCUGGAGGUCUCGCAGCACGUGAAGAUGCGCAUGGGUGGCUUUGUGGACUUUGAGGAGUUCGUGGAGCUGAUAGGCCCAAAGCUGCGGGAGGAGACUGCACACAUGUUGGGGGUGCGAGAGCUGCGCAUCGCCUUCCGAGAGUUCGACAGGGACAGGGAUGGACGCAUCACGGUGGCCGAGCUGCGGGAGGCGGCACCGGCUCUGCUCGGGGAGCCGCUGGCGGGGACGGAGCUGGACGAGAUGCUCCGAGACAUGGACCUCAACGGGGAUGGCACCAUCGACUUCGACGAGUUUGUGAUGAUGCUGUCUGCUCGCUGAUCGCCCGGC